UUUUUGCCUAGAGCCGUUCGCGCCGACCGUUGUCCUUCGUAGCCGUUCUAUUGUCCGGCUUCAUAUAACUGAAAACCAUUCUACAUAUAACACCGUUUUGAGCUUGCAAGCAAGACAGUAUUCAAAGAAAUUAGAUGCAGCGUCAACGAUGGUUUUCGCUGAAAACGUCAACAUUGGGAAUGACAGACCUCGCCACCGCAGAAGGACCUGCAGAAGCCCCCGAAGUGCCGGUCCCGUCGGUCGCGAUGGGCGACACGGCCGAGGAGCGUCGACUGUCGGAGGACCGGUCCCGCACCGCCAACUGGAAGCGCUGGGGCCCCUACCUCAGCGAGCGCCAGUGGGGUACCGUGCGGGAGGACUACAGCGCUGAUGGAAACUGCUGGGACUACUUUAGCCACGACCAGGCGCGCUCCCGUGCGUAUCGCUGGGGCGAGGACGGUCUUCUGGGCAUCACCGACCGCCAGUGUCGGCUCUGCUUCAGCGUGGCGCUGUGGAACGGCAAGGACCCCAUCCUCAAGGAGAGGCUGUUCGGUGUCACCGGACCAGAGGGUAACCACGGUGAGGACUGCAAGGAGUGCUACUACUACCUGGACUCGACGCCGACCCACUCGUACAUGAAGGCGCUGUACAAGUACCCGCAGAGCGAGUACCCGUACCAGCAGCUGGUUCAGGCCAACCAGGAGCGGGGCAUCCACCAGCCGGAACUGGAGCUUGAGGAUACCGGUGUGUUUGACGAGAGCCGGUACUGGGACGUGACGGCAGAGUACGCCAAAUCGUCACCCAACAACGUGCUGAUUCAGAUCACAGUGGCCAAUCGGGGCCCCGAGGACAGCACCAUACACGUCAUACCGACACUAUGGUUCCGCAACACAUGGUCCUGGGGCUGCACCCACGAGGGGUGCACGAUGAAGCCUCGGCUGGCAAGUGACGGGCCGUCCCGGGUGCGGUGCACCCACGAGACGCUGCACCCCUACUGUUGGGAAGUGGGGGAGCACGACGGGAAGGCGCCUGAGCUUCUCUUCACGGAGAACGAAACCAACCACAGCCGGCUGUUUGGCGGACAGAACCGGACGCCGUUCGUCAAGGACUCCAUCAACGAAUACGUGGUGCACGGUAAGAAGGAGUGCGUCAACCCGAAGGAGAAGGGGACCAAGGUGGGCGCCCACUACGUGCUGCACGUGCCGGCUGGUCAGAGUGUCACACUGCAGUCGCGGCUCUACCAGGAGGACGAAGCUGUUACACCAGCCCUAGGGGAGGAUUUCAACACCAGCUUCAACCAGCGAAAAUCAGAGGCCGACGACUUCUACGCGGCGGCCAUCCCGGCGCGGCUGAGCGCCGAGGAGACGAACGUGGCGCGUCAGGGUCUGGCCAGUCUGUUGUGGACCAAGCAGUUCUACCACUAUGUGGUCAAGGACUGGCUGGAAGGCGAUCCGGACCAGCCGAAGCCGCCGCAGCAGCGCCUGCAGGGCCGCAACAGCGACUGGAUGCACCUCUUCAACCGGGACAUCAUCUCCAUGCCCGACAAGUGGGAGUACCCUUGGUACGCGUCGUGGGACCUGGCGUUCCACAUGAUACCUUUCGCGCUAGUGGACAUCGACUUCGCCAAGGACCAGCUAAUGCUUUUCCUCAGGGAGUGGUACAUGCACCCCAACGGACAAAUACCAGCGUACGAGUUCGCGUUCGACGACGUCAACCCGCCAGUGCACGCCUGGGCCGUGAAGAAGGUGUUUAAGGCGACCGGGCCGCCGCGGGAGCGGGACACCCAGUUCCUGGCCCGGUGCUUCCAGAAGCUGAUGCUCAACUUCACCUGGUGGGUCAACAGGAAGGACCCCCGCGGAAAGAACAUCUUCUCGGGCGGCUUCCUUGGACUGGACAACAUCGGUAUCUUCGACCGCUCCAAGCCGCUGCCGAUCCAUGGGGAGCUUGAACAGGCUGACGGCACGGCCUGGAUGGCCUUCUACUGCGUCAUUAUGCUCGACAUGGCGCUGGAGCUGGCCGAGGUCGACCCCACCUACGAGGACAUGGCGUCCAAGUUCUUCGAGCACUUCAUCCACAUCAUGGACGCCAUCAACAGCGCCGGACAGGGAGAGGGACUGUGGGACGAGCAGGACGGCUUCUACUACGACUUCAUCAGGACCGACAGCGGCACCUCGAUCCCGCUGCGGGUCAGAUCCAUGGUCGGACUGAUACCGCUCUUCGCGUGUCUCGUGCUCGAGGGCAAGCGCGUCAAGAAACUCACCGGCUUCUGGAAGCGCACCGAGUGGUUCAUGGUGAACCGAAAAGACCUCUUCGGCAGGGUGGCGUACAUGACGUCAUCAGAGGACGGUCUGGGUAACUUCCUGCUGGGAAUACCCACCGAGAAGCAGCUGGUGCGCGUGCUCGGCUACCUGCUCGACGAGGAAGAGUUCCUCAGCCCCUACGGCAUUCGGUCACUCUCCAAGAAGCACAAGGACCACCCAUUCGUCGUGCACCUGAACGGCGACGAAUACUCCGUCCCCUACGUCUCCGGGGAGUCCAACACGCACCUCUUCGGAGGCAACUCCAACUGGCGCGGUCCCAUCUGGCUGUGUGUCAACUUCCUGCUCAUCGAGGCGCUCGACCGCUACUACUUCUUCUACGGGAAGCGGCUGCGCGUGGAGUGCCCGGUGGGCUCGGGGCAGCAGAUGACCCUGAGAGAGGUGGCCUGUGAGCUGGCGAGUAGACUCAUCAAGCUGUUCCUGCCCGGCCCGGACGGAAAGCGGCCCUGUCACGGCGACUCGAAGCGGUACGCCGAGGACCCGUUCUGGCGCGACCUGGUGCUCUUCUACGAGUUCUUUGACGGCGACAGCGGCCGUGGCUGCGGCGCCUCGCACCAGACCGGCUGGACGGCGCUGGUCGUCAACUGCCUCAUGAUGAAGCUCGGCAUGAGACACGCCGGCCUCGCCUGGCGCUACGAUCCCGUCGAGUGACACGCUGAGUUUCCCGCCAGGUCAGGUCACCAGUCAGUGAUGAGGAUGGGCCCGAAGGACUCGUCAUAACUAGUUCACAGGUCGGCUUACCUGGUCUAGACGAGGGAAGUAGUGCGAUAAAUCUGAAGACCGGCGGCGGCGGGAUGACAACAACAUAUCGAUUGAAGACGACGGGACAUGGGAAGAGCGCCCGGAAAGGUUCCAAAAGUCGCGGCAAAUAUGGGGGCCACUGGACUCAGACUGAAGUGAUCAGGGCAGUCCAGACAAGGUCAGAAACAUGCGACGAGACAUGGCGGCGUUCACUUACAAACAAGAACAGUGCCAAGGAUCGCGUGCCUUCAUUCCGUGGAAAGAACAUUCCUAUUCAAACCGCUAUAGGGUUGGUCUGAACGUCUCUGUUUUAGACAUCUUUAGAGUUUAGGUUCUGUAGAAUGGUAGGUUUUAUGCUGGCAUAUAAUCGAAUUGUAUUGAGCGCUGAACUGGAGUCUUUAUAUAGUCACCAAGCUUUUAAGAGUGCUAGAUUAUAUCACAGGGUGUCUAUGGCAAGUUCAGAAUGAUGCACUAUAUUGCAGUUUUCUGCGAUGGUCCGCCUCCAAUGAUUCUUGCUGCGCAUAAUAAUGUUGCCGUCGUUGUAGAUUCUAUUCAUCCCCAGCAUGGUGUAGGUGGCGGGGUGACGGUAUGGCGGACGUCCCGCGAGUAGUUCGAUCGAUUUCCGUGAACCUUGUGCAUCAUGUAUCCUGAUAGCGACUUGGACACCGAAGACAUGACGCUCGCUGUAGCAACAAUACAGUAUUGUGAAAUUUA
Messenger RNA from Amphibalanus amphitrite, 3752 nucleotides. RefSeq lists its product as uncharacterized. Gene Ontology annotation, cellular component: endoplasmic reticulum membrane. Gene Ontology annotation, biological process: oligosaccharide metabolic process; protein N-linked glycosylation. The coding region runs from base 135 to 2948 and encodes 937 amino acids. The transcript has 16 exons. Gene Ontology annotation, molecular function: Glc3Man9GlcNAc2 oligosaccharide glucosidase activity. NCBI's taxonomy places the organism in Eukaryota, Metazoa, Arthropoda, Thecostraca, Balanomorpha, Balanidae. The record is from RefSeq and is a predicted model, not a curated record.